CCUAGUUUUUGCUUUUUAUGGCAGGUGAUUUGCAUAUUUGUGAGGCGGUCUUCUUCCUGGCUGCCAAGGGUUAUAAAAGAUAGAAGGUUCUACAACAGCCAAGACAGACAGAAAGUUGAGAGUUGCUCGGUGUUGACGAUUAAAAAGCGAUAUUUUCUGUUCAGAAAAACUCUAACCAUGUCAUUCCAUGGGCAUACAGUCAAGAGGAUGCUUCCAAAGACGUACCUUCGCAAACAUGUGACUCAUGACAUACACGUCGCAUUAACUUACUUCAAAAACCUUGUGCCCGUGAUGGAUAGAUUUGUUUACAAUGAUGGAAAAACAAAGGACUUGAUGAGUCUAACCGGAACUAUUCCUACCAUGUUUUCAGGCAAAACCUACAACAUACCCAUAUGUUUAUGGAUUGAAGAGACCUACCCCCAAACUGCCCCCAUCUGCUACGUUAAACCCACACGUGAGAUGAUGGUCGUCACAGGAAGCUACAUCUCCAGCAAUGGUGAAAUCCUGCUGCCUUACCUGCAACACUGGAACAAGGAUGAGUGUGACAUCGUCAGCCUGCUGCAGGUGAUGGUUGCCAUGUUUGGAGAGACCCCUCCUUUAUCUAUGCGGCCUCAUCCAGAGCCUGAACAAACGUCAUGUGGGCUGCAGUACUACAGACAAGCAGAAGUACUUCAAGACAUAGAUGGAAGCUCAUAUCUGCCUUUAGCCAGAGAAGACAAUGAACCUUUCCAGCAAGAAAACGAAAGCAAUUGCUAGUUUUAUUGUCGAUGUUGAGUAGAAGUCGUAUUAAAAAAUGCAUGUGUGUUACUUUUUAUUGUCCAGUGCAAAGUGUCAGAUGGUAUCCAUUGAAUGCACAGUUCAUUAACAAUUUUUCAAAUGAUUUAUUCUGCAAAUAUCAAGCAACAUACGUGAAAUUAUGUGUGUUGUUUGAGAAUUUAAAAAAAUGUAAAUACUGCUUCAGUUUUCCAAGCCUGCGUGUUAAGAGACUUCAUUGCUUUACAAGCAGCUAAAACUGUUCUUUACUGGCAUCCAAAGGCCAAUGUUUUGCUCUGAUCUAAAAGAAACUGGACCUUUAACCACAUUAGACAUAUAUAGCUGGGUGCAGCCUACUAAAGUCUGAUUUAUUAUAUAAGACUGCAGCUUACCAUUUACCACAGCAGAAAUGUGAAAAACGGUUUAAUCUGGAAAGCUGUCACUUACAAUAGUCAUAGUUGCAAGCGGCUGAUCAUUAGUAUAACGCAUUUAUUUUGUUUCUUGAUUUUGCCAGUUACUUGGUUUGGAUUUUUUGUGUUAUCUAUAGUUAAAGGUUUCACUAUAGAUGCAUAAGCAGAUUACAAUUUUUCAUACAAAAAAUAAUGUAAGACAGGACU
Molecule: messenger RNA, 1370 nt
Organism: Acanthochromis polyacanthus (spiny chromis)
Lineage: Eukaryota; Metazoa; Chordata; Actinopteri; Pomacentridae
Exons: 6
Coding region: 178-756 (192 amino acids)
Biological process (GO): endosome to lysosome transport; protein transport; protein modification process
Cellular component (GO): ESCRT I complex
Molecular function (GO): ubiquitin binding
Source: RefSeq, a predicted model, not a curated record